Molecule: messenger RNA, 1530 nt
Organism: Pochonia chlamydosporia 170
Lineage: Eukaryota; Fungi; Ascomycota; Sordariomycetes; Hypocreales; Clavicipitaceae
Product: major facilitator superfamily transporter
Exons: 4
Coding region: 1-1530 (509 amino acids)
Biological process (GO): transmembrane transport
Cellular component (GO): membrane
Molecular function (GO): transmembrane transporter activity
Source: RefSeq, a predicted model, not a curated record
AUGGCAGGAGUCGCUGAAGCCGGCAGCGUAGCCCAGUAUACCAACGAGGGAAAAGCGCAAGAUCUUGCUCUUGACACAGUUAAUGCCGCAGCUGGAGAGUACACAGAGGCUGAUUAUAAGCGUGUUCUUCGAAAGAUUGACCUUGUGCUCUUGCCUCUGAUGUGGUUGUGCUAUGGUACCCAGCAGGCGGACAAGACAUCCAUCUCUACCCAAGCAACCUUUGGCAUGAGGGAGGAUACUCACCUCGUGGGCCAACAAUUCUCCUGGUUAAGCACUGCCUUCUAUCUAGCAUACCUCAUUGGAGAGGCUCCGGGAAACUACCUUAUGCAACGGUUCAAUGUCAAAAAGACAUUGUUUGUCUGCAUGUUUUCCUGGGGCGUAGUUGUCCUUUGCAUUGCGUUUACACACAAUUUCGCCCAGCUCGUUGCACUACGUUCGCUCCAAGGUCUAUUCGAAUGUACCAUUUCACCCGCCUUCCUCUUGAUCACAGCAUCAUUCUAUGUCAGUCGAGAGCACACAAUGCGGUCCAUUAUUUGGGGCACCUCAAACAGUGGCAUGGAUAUUCUUACCCAGUUGGUCAUGUACGGCAUUGGUAAAGCCGCCCAAGCAAACCCCAGCAGCUUCGGCCCCUGGCGAUACAUCAGCAUUUUUCUGGGCGUUUGGACAAUUCUGAUGUCUGGCUUUGCUCUGUUGGUGCUAGGAACCCCUAACGAGGUUCGCUGGCUAUCAAAGGAAGAGAAACGUAUUGCGGCAGCCAGAGUGGUGAGCAAUCAGACGGGCACGGAUAGGGAGCAGCACCAUGCCUGGCGUUGGGAUCAGGUCACGAUCGCGUUCAAAGAUCCGCAGACAUAUUUUUUCUUUGUCACAGUCAUCGUGAACUCGCUACCAAAUGGUGGGACAACAGCGUUUGGUAACCUGGUAUAUGUCUCAUUCGGAUUUACACCACUUGAGACUCUGGUCAAGGGAACCAUCCCACAAAAUCUUGUCACGAUUGCUUGGUUUCUCUUUGUUGGUAUUUUGACACUGAAGAAGCCCAAUUCCAGAUUUCUUCUCAUGGUUGCCUCGACUAUCCCAGCAUUUGUGGGCAUGCUGGCCUUGGGACUAUUACCAAAGGACGGAUUGUUGUGGACUCGAUGGGGCCUCUACUUGAUGACUGUUACGGGUCGAUUGCCAGGACUAAUGAUCUGGACAUUAUUGCCGUCCAACGUGGCCGGACGUACCAAGAAAUCAGUAACCGGUGCUGUUAUUUUCAUUGCAUAUUGCAUAGGUAACGCCAUUGGCGCCCAGACCUUCCGGGCUGAGUGGGCGCCAAGGUAUGUUCCGUCCAUCAUUAUCUGUGGAAUUAUGUACGCUACGGAAUGUGUAUUGUUUAUUAUUUGGCGGUUUUACUAUAUCAUGCAAAAUAAACGCAAGGCCAAAAUGGUGGCUGAACUGGGUUUGACUCCUGAACAGUCGGCGCAUGAGGGACAGCUGAAUGCAGAGUCGGAUAUGACAGACUGGGAAAAUAUUCAUUUCAAGUAUAGCAUGUAA